AUGAACUUAUAUUACCAUGACUUGGAGACAAUUGAGCGUCAUAUAUUCAUAAAGGGAUUUUAUAGUAAAUAUGUUACGUGGGAGUAUCAUGGGGAAGAUAUCACAGAAGUAAACGAAGAUCGAGAGGACCUAGAAACAAAUAGUGAAGAAGACGAAAUAUCAUGUGAUAGUGAUAAUGAAGACGAUGAUGAUAUGAUACCACCAUUAGAAGAUUUAGCUAAUCAAUAUCAUCAUAAUAGUGAUUUUGUGAACCUUGGAGAUUCAAAUGAGCACAGUGAUGAAAGGAAUACAUUGCCUGACUUAUUUGCAGAAGCAGAAAAGGAGUUAUACUUUGGAUGUACAACGUUCUCAAUCUUAACAUUUAUUGUUAAUCUAAUGCACAUUAAAGUGAUGUGUGGUUGGAGUAACAAAUCUUUUGAUUUGUUGCUCGACUUACUUUCGAAAGCAUUUCCCAAAGACAAUAAAAUUCCACGAUCUUAUUAUGAUGCUAAGAAAAUGUUGCGUGAUCUUGGUUUAGGAGGUGUACUUAGACACCCGGCAGAUGCAAAGGUUUGGAAGGAUUUUGAUAGACAAUUUCCAGAUUUUGCAAAAGAAUCUAGAAAUGUAAGGCUUGGAUUUGCUACAGAUGGGUUCAAUCCAUUCGGUGAUUUAUCAAACUCGUACAGUAUGCGGCCAGUGUUACUAAUGCCAUAUAACAUGCCGCCAUGGAGAAGCAUGAAACGAGAAUUCUUAAUGAUGGCAUUAUUAAUUCUGGGACGUCGUGCUCCAGGAAAAGACAUAGAUGUCUAUUUACAACCUCUGAUCGAUGAGCUAAAAGAACUAUGGGAAAAUGGUGUACGUACUUUUGAUAUUAUUGAUAAAAAAUAUUUUACAAUGCGUGCAGCAAUAUUGUGGACGAUCCAUGAUUUUCCAGCAUAUGGUACUGUAUCUGGGUAUAGCACUCAAGGUUAUAAAGCUUGUCCUGUUUGUGAAGAUGACACGUCUUCAUUUCGAAUAAGAGGACAAAUAUGUUUCAUGGGUCAUCGUCGAUAUUUGUGUCUGAACCACCAAUGGCACAAUGAUAUGGAGUAUGAUGGUACAAUCGAAUGGCGUUCACCUCCAAGAAUUUUAACAGGAGAUGAAAUCUUAGAUAAAUUAAAGGGUGUAUGGAAAUGUAGGGCAGGUAAAAAUGAUAAGAUCAUUAAGGACGAUAAGCAACAAAUGAAGGAUGCAUGUUAUGAAAAUAACACGAACUGGAGCCGAAAAAGUAUUUUUUGGGAGUUAGAAUAUUGGCCUAAAUUAAAACUAAGACAUAAUUUGGAUGUGAUGCAUAUUGAGAAAAAUAUAUGUGAUAGUGUAGUUGGUACAAUAUUUAGUAUUGAUGGGAAGUCUAAAGAUACUGAAAAGGCAAGACUUGAUUUACAAGAUUUAAAUAUUCGUAAGCAGCUACACAUGAAAAAGAAGGGGAACAAAUGGUUCAAACCAGUAGCAUGCUAUACAUUAUCAGCGAAGGAACGACAAGAAUUUUGUACGUUCAUAAAGUCUGUAAAAUUUCCUGAUGGAUAUGCUGCAAAUAUUUCUCGGAAUGUUAACAUGAAAGAUGGAAAGUUAUUUGGGUUGAAAAGUCAUGAUUGUCAUAUUUUAUUAUAG
Humulus lupulus (European hop) is the source of this 1629-nucleotide messenger RNA. RefSeq lists its product as uncharacterized. NCBI's taxonomy places the organism in Eukaryota, Viridiplantae, Streptophyta, Magnoliopsida, Rosales, Cannabaceae. The coding region runs from base 1 to 1629 and encodes 542 amino acids. The record is from RefSeq and is a predicted model, not a curated record. The transcript has 2 exons.